Molecule: messenger RNA, 5435 nt
Organism: Haplochromis burtoni (Burton's mouthbrooder)
Lineage: Eukaryota; Metazoa; Chordata; Actinopteri; Cichliformes; Cichlidae
Product: ankyrin repeat domain-containing protein 11
Exons: 5
Coding region: 1228-4722 (1164 amino acids)
Source: RefSeq, a predicted model, not a curated record
UGUAUAUAACUAACAAUAUCCAAAAGGAGUUGAAUAUAAUAAGGCAGGAACUCAAAGAACACGAUGCUUAUUACUCCCUUGAAAAGAGAACAUAUAGGAUUAAACCAUGUACUCCAUAAAAAAGCAAAACACCCAACAGGUCUCUGUCUUUAACGUAAUACACCAGAAAGCGUUAAACAUGUAUGGACCAAUUGCACAAAGUAUGUGGAAGAGAGACGAGAAUUAGUUAUAUUCCCCACCGCACGCUGUACUCCAUCCACACGCCCUUCCCGUAGGUGGCGCUAAUGCGCAUGUCAGUCGGUUCUCCACUCGCCAUUAACGUCCGAAGAAAACGAAAAGAAACGGAAGAAGAAGGUUCAGCGGGACCAAGAUAUAAAAACUUAUUUACUGUGGUACGUAAGUUUGCUGGUAGCAAGCAUCAUCAUUGAAUUUGAUCUUUCAUCUGUUGCGUUGUUUUGUGUGCACGCUUCAAAGACGAUGAGAAUUGCAUUGUGAAAAACGCGGUAAGGAUGAGUGACAUGAGCACCUCGACGUGUUUGUUUUUAUAACCUUUUAAUUACCGUUCAAAAGACAUAACACGCCUCUGUUUGCAUGUGACGCAGCGUGACUAGCGCGUUUUCUUUAAAAAGAAGAAGAAGAAGAAGCUAGUGUCAGUUAAAAAUAUAACGGGACGUUAACGAAUCACACAGCCCCGUUAGCGUAGACAAGGGGACUACUUAACUGAAGUCAUCGUUUGAAAGACUGCUCUUCAGGCAAUACUUUCUGAAUGUUCCAACAGUCAAGGAAGUCUCAGGACAGCCUGGUUCUCCUGACAAUUGGAACUCAAAUCAGGGUAGCCUUUCUGCAUCUUGAAAAAUCAGAAGUGACUUGCUGUCAAGAAAGCAGUGCACAAUCCCACCAAAAUUCCAUGGAAUCCACUGUCUACAAAAAUCACAAUUGUGCACUGAAUUACAGCACCCCAAACCCAAGGAUUUUGCAUUUAGUGUGUAUAGCAGUGACAAUCAAACAAAAAGAAACUGGCUUGAGUUCAUCAGCACAUGUCCUUGUUUAACACAAAGGAAUAUCCUCUCUUGAGAACUUCAUAAGACAGCCUUCUAACAAAAGUGGACAGCUUGUGGAAUUUUUAACUGAGACUAUAACUUUUCCUAAAAGUUUCUAAUAUACAAUGCUGGGCUGAAGCAUUGGGCUGAAGCAAGGGCUGCUCCACUUCAUAGAGAGAGAGCCCAAAUGUUUUCUUUACAAGAUCAGUCUUCUUCUGUACCUGAGAACAACGCCUCCACAUCAUCCCCAUUAUUUUGCAUCUCUCCAAAAAAGGAAUCUGCUAAUUUCAAAUCUUCCAAGAUUGAACCUAAUGUUGAUGAUUUUUCAGAGGAAAAAUGUUUCGAGAAUCAGGAAGUGGGAAGUUUCCUCCCACGAGUUUGUGAGCAGAAGGAACAAAUCCUAGAUCAUUCAGAAGGAAAUGUUUCCACCCCUUCUCAGAAGCUCUCCCCUUCUUCUCUCAGGGAUCAGCCAGCCGAAGGUGAAGUCUUGGAAGCAAAAAAAACCAAACGGAUCACAGAUGAUGAAAUAUUAGACUUUAUCGAGAAAGAGGUUGCGUUACUAUAUUCUACCGAGCGGCAAAGUUUCAGCCCUGUUCUUACUGAGCAGUGCACUACUGCAACUGGACAAGAAGAUGAAGUGAAGGAAAGCAAAGGAGCUGAGUUCUCUCCCACGUCUCAAGAGAAAUGUGAUAUAUCUGCAUCAGAGAAACAUGUAGCAGAUUAUCAAUGUGUCGUCUUGGACGUUGCUCCCACUUGCAUAAAUAAUGAAGCAGAGCAUCCAGUGACUGUGACAGCAGUUUCUGGAGUCACCGUGCCAGAAGAGACUGAGAAGUACCCAGGAUUAACGGUCAGCUGCAGUUCCUCACAAGGAGAGCGUGAGAGACUCAAAGAAACCGAAGGCACUGGAGAUCAAGAUCAAAAUGUAAACAAACAGACACCUCCAUCUAGACCUGAAGGUGCAGAUACAUUCUCUGCUGCAGUUAGAAAUGAUCCAGAAUAUGAACAGGGUUCCUCAAAGCCAGACAUGCAUCUUUUAAACACAAACCAAGAGGAAGUAAGGUUUGAGGACCCUUCAUAUGAAGAUAUAAGUGAAGAUGAGAAUCCAGAAGUUGAUGAUGAUAAUAAUGACGAGGAGAUGCCUUCACCUUCAUGUGAAGUGUCUGAAGCCAGUAAUACGCAGUUUGGACGUGUGCAGAGUCAGGCCGAGCUUCCAAAGAACCAAACACUUGGCAUAGCACAAGAUUGCUCUUGUCCAUGUUUUGUUGAAACUGAGGAUGGGUUUGAACGUUUCUUAUGUCCUAAAUGUGACGGUGAGAAACAUUUAGAUUGGCAAGCAAGCUGCUCUUUGAGCCCCCUUUCUGACGCGCAAGAUCAAGAGGAGACUGAUGAAGACGAUGAUUGGCUUGUUAUGCCUAUUAGCGUAUUAGAUGUUAAAUGGGAACCAGCAGAUGAAGGCCAGGCUGACCCAGAAACUGUUUCACAGCAUGAUGGUGAGCAUGAAGACCAGGUAAAACAAAGUGACACAAAUCCAGCUGUCUGUGAGGUACCCGGAUCUGUUCCAAACCAUGUGCCAGCUUCUGCUUUUUCCAUGAUGGAGGUUUUUGAAACACCUUCUCAUCUAGCAAAAGUCAUACAAUCUAGAGAGACAAUGCAACAGUCCUUCAUGACGCCUUCUUCCUGGGGCACAACUGAGACUAAAGCUCAGAGACCACAAAAUAAGGAGUCACAUAGUGCUCCUGAUGACAGUUGUGAAACUGACGAUAGUUCCGAUUACUCUUCUGAUUCAGGACGUAACUAUCUGACCGUGUCCAAACAGUGGUUAAAUAACCUGUCAGCGCCUGCGUCAGCAGAGAAAAAUGACUCUGGUUCUGAAAAAGUAAAUGAAGACCAUGAGAUGGCAAACUUACAACCAAGUCAAACGGGGAACAGAAGCAAGUCUUCAGAAAAGGAUGACAUCAUCAACCUUGAUUCUGACACCGAGGAUGAAGGUGUCCAAAGCUGUCCAGAGACACAAACAAAGAGAUUAUUCUCUACGCGCACAGAGAACAGUGGAGCUGCCAGCCUUAAUCAACUGAAGAAACCUUCUCCUGAAACUGUGGAAGGAAACUGUCAAACCAAUGGACGUACAUCUAUAGAUUUAUCCAGAUGUUGUGACGAAGUGAUCCAGAGUGGGAACCCUGACCUUUCACAAAGGACAGAAAAGUGUAAUAAUACUGGAUCUCACCAUGGUAGAAAAGCACGAAGCAUUUCAGAUGAUCCUGCUGUUAUAGUAAUAUCUGACAGUGAUGAUGAAGAAAAACAAAGCAGCAGACGGGUAAAGAGGAAAGGUGCAUUCUCUGAGUCAAUGAGUGGAGGCAGUACUUCAUGUGGAGAACAAGUGAGGGAUAUUGAAAAGAAGGGAAGUCCUAAAGCAAACAGCAGAAAGCCGAGUAUGCCUUGUGCAGAUUCACCAAAGUCACAGCAUCAGUCCAAACCUCAGCAAACACAGAUAAAAGAAAAGAAACAGGAUGUAACCUUUAGCCAAUCAGAUAGUAUAAAGAAGAGAAAACUGAUUAAAGUUAAAGUGCGUCCUGAGCGUGUUCAACAAAACGACAACAGACAGACUACUUCAAAAAUCAUGGAACAACAUCGUGAUGAUGCACAAAAUAGUCUUCAUGUCAGCCAAAACACCCAAAUCAAUUUAUCAUCAAAGAACCGCUGUGAGAAGCAGUCUGUGGACACGGAGGUAGACAUCACUAAAGCUCACUAUCACCACGUUCAACAAAAGGCACAAAGGCAAACCUCAGAAAUGGUCCAAAGAGAAGUAGAAAAACACCUUAACAACAAGGAAAGAGAGACUAGAGUUCUCUCGUCAGAAACGGAGGACAGCGAUGAUACCUUGAUUUAUAUACAAACUAGUCCAUCCUGUUCUGAUAGCGAGGGUGACUCCACUAUGACUCCCGUGAUUCCUCGCUUUGUUGUUCAGAAGUCUUCUUCAUCUAGUGAUUCACUUAAACUUCUAAAACAGUCUACAGUCCAAAGGCGAGGCAAAAAUGAAUCCCAGGCAACUCCAGAGACCCCCACAGAAACCAGCAAGACUGACUCUAAAAAGAAGAAACAACAAGGGGCUAAAGGAAAGCUUGUAUCCAACCCAAAGCCUAUAAGUGAUGCACACCAUACAGAACCAUUGUCUAGGUCUGCGCAUAGCUCAUCUAGUUCCAGGCACUGCUCGUCCUCAUCCAAACUACAGCGAUCUCACUCUGACAGAAACUCUUCAACAUUACAUCAGUCUCGCACUCCUACAAAGGGCCCGUCAUCUUCCACAUCCAUGCAGUCAUCAGCAAAGGAACAAGUGUUCAGUGACUGGCGAAAGAGCUUUGUCCCAACCAGGAGAGACCGAAAGAGUAGUCUGGAGAGUAACCUGAGACCAAGGCACAAUUACGAGUCGCUAAGAGAAGCCAGAGCUGGACCAAGUCAAUGUGACAAGCCACACAAACGGAGACACAGCUCCUAUGAGUCUGUACCUCCUCUGAUGAAGAGGCCCAAGGAUGAAGCCAUACAGAUAACGAAGGCCAGACAUCAGGACGCUCGAUUAGUGCGAAGAUUUCCUCUGAGCCAAGGCUACAAGUGGAAGAAUGAAACGAGCGUCAUGGCCGACAAAAGACCAAGGAAAAGGUUCAGCUCUCCAAGACCUCACCACUGAAGGGAAAAACGCUCUGCCAAAGAGACAUUCUGUUGUUUUUGUUAUGACUGGUUCUGUGUUUGAUUUAAUAAAGCACUUGUGUAAAACAAGUGACGUUACAUAUAAAACUAUAAGAAGUUCAGCAUUUUAUGUGUUGUACUUGCCAUAUUAUAUACACUCAAAAAAUACAGGAACACUGAAGUUGCACACCAGACAAUCUUGAAAAUGAAAGUUGGAAAUGGGAUGGAAACUAAAGUCAUCAACGUUUUGAUGGGUCCAUUCUAAUUCUAAGCAAACACUGACUUGUUCCCGUAUUUUCUGAGCAGUAUACAAACAUUAUUCUUUGUUUUCUUUGGAAACAGAAGUGCCUGUAUGAAAACCCAACAUGCAGCUGUUUACUGUAUUUGCUCUGAAUACUGUUCAUACUUGAAACUUUGUAAAUAGUUUGAAUUUUUUUAUCUAUUCAUUUAUAAGCUUUUUUUCUUACUCAGAAAAUUCUAUGCACCACUUAAAAUAGCUGCAUAUUAAAAAAAAAAAAAAGCCUUAUUACAAGAAGUGCUAAUAGAUUCACAAUUGUUUGAAUGUCUGUUUCACGGGAUUUUAAAUGCAGUAUUAUGCUCACUCUGUUUAAGUGAUGUUCCCCAGUGCCUGUGUGAGUCCUAAACCCAUCAGAAGGUUUCAAACCGCUGACAGGUGAAAUGAAUAAAAGUUGUUACAAUGUUCUGCUAGAAAAA